AUGUUGAGGGCACCGUAUAUGCGGGUCGCAGCGGCGGGCCACGAAGGUACCCUGCUUCCAUUGGAGUAUCAUGGCGGUAGCAGCCACGGAGCGGCAUCGGCAUUAGAGCAAUUGUGCCACCUCGACGACGGUGGAAGGUUCGCGACCGCCAAUGUGGCGCCCUCGCUGACCCUAUGGCUUUACCGCUCUUCGCUGCUACGGCGGCUGUGGCUUGAGGGCGUCGUGUUUGACGCCAUUGUGGAGGACAGACUUACCGCCCGGGGGUUCACGGCGUUGCUGCGUCGCACCUUUCAAACCCCACGGUUCUUGCGCGGCGAAGAAACUUCCACUCAGGAGGAGGCCAUCGGACUUGUGUGGGGCGUCCAGAGGGAGUUUGCACUGCAUGUAGUAGCAGCCAUUGUGGACGAAAACCAGUGGCAUUGGACGCUGCGGGAGGCGUGA
Trypanosoma rangeli is the source of this 441-nucleotide messenger RNA. RefSeq lists its product as uncharacterized. The coding region runs from base 1 to 441 and encodes 146 amino acids. Lineage: Eukaryota; Euglenozoa; Kinetoplastea; Trypanosomatida; Trypanosomatidae. The transcript has a single exon. The record is from RefSeq and is a predicted model, not a curated record.